AUGGAUUUCCAAGCUCCCAAAAAAAAUCUGGCCUCUCUGCCCAUCGUCAACUUCGAAGCUAUCGCCAACAAGGAUGCUGCCGAAAUUCAAAAGCUCGUUCAAGCGGGCCGGACAGAGGGCAUGUUUUAUCUGAACCUCCAAGGCUCUCGGACGAGAGCAAUCUUCGAAGAUAUCCCCAUUCUAUUCAAAACUGGGAACGACUUUUUCAGUCUCCCCGCUGAUUGCGAGGAAAAGACCAAAGCCCUUCGAACGGGGGUAGAGCGAGGUUACCACCCCAGUAGAGGAUUUGAGUAUUAUGAGAUUCCUCGCGAUGAAGCGCAUCACCCGAACAAUGAGAACCUUCCAUGGCGCCGUGCAACAGUUCUCACCGAGCUGUGUGCCAGUGUCGGCAUCAACAUUCCCGAAUUGAGCGACGACUUCUCAACUCCCAGCGACACCGCGCUCAAAUUCGUCUACAAGUUCCCCAUCCAUGAGCCCGGAAAGGUGAUUAACGACGCUCACACCGAUUUUGGUCUUGCUACCUUGCUCUGGUAUGACGAGGAAACUACACAAGUACCAGCCUACGAUGAAAAUGGGAAACAGACACAGGAAUGGCUAACGAUUCCCGUGGUGGAAGGCUCGGUCCUUGUGAAUGUUGCUGAUGAGCUGGCGGCUAGGUCUAAUGGGUCUUUGCACUCCACUGUGCACCGUGUAGUUGCGCCACCGGGUGCUAAGCGAGGUCUCACUCCUGAAUCUCUCAUCCGUAUCACCAAUUAUUUCUCGCCUAGUGCCGAAGCAGAAUCCAAAAACGGUGUGGUAAAUGGCAAAAGCCACAACGGCACAGCCGCCUCCGUGAUCAACGUGACCGACUUGACAAUAAUCGCAGAGGGGUCUUCUGAUCUGCCCCCAUUCAACAGAAACGAGCUUGACCUUGGACGAAGACUCGAUAAUCGCCUCUUAGACCUGCGGAAUGCGGGAAGCGGAGCCGUGUUAAAGCUUCAUUCAGGAAUGUGUCAGUUGAUUGUGGAGUUUCUUGGCUCAAAUGGCUUUCACUGGAUUCAUUCGCCCCGUAUCAUCAGCCAUACAGUCGCAGGGGACAAAGAAUACUUCCACCUGCCUUAUUUUGGAGGUGAUGCGUGGUUGGCGCAGAACGCGCAGUAUCAGAAUCAGAUGGCUCUUUCUGCGGAUAUGGAACGUUUUUUCGAUCUUGGUCCUGCUUUCCGGGCUGAGGUGAAGUCUCGUACGUCAGCGAGGCAUCUGACCGAGUUUACUGUGCUAGGCACGGGUAUGAUCCUCGAGGAAAACUACUAUGAAGUGAUGGAUUUGAUGGACUCGAUGAUUAUCUUUGUCUUCAAGGGCCUUCAAGAACGAAAAAAAUAUCAGGAUCUCAUCGAAACUGUUAAGAAUCACUAUCCCUCCUCGAAGGAUUUUCGUAUCGGUCUGGAUGAGCACGGAAAAAUUCCUCGGAUCUCAUUUAAGCAAGCAAAGCGGAUGCUUCGGGAUGAGCUCGGCUUCAAGACAGAGGAUACAGAUGAUUUAAGUGAAGAGGAGGAAGCCGCCCUGGGCCGGCAUUUCCGCGAAUCUCCUCACCUCGGCCAAACUGACCUUUUUACAAUUGAUCAAUACCCGGCAUUCUGUCGCCCUUUCAACACGCACCCAAAUCCGGAUGCUCCAGGAUUCACGAAUUCGUGGGAUACCAUUGUGCGAGGUCGCGAGAUCUGCUCAGGCAGUCAGCGCAUCCACAAAUACGAGGAGGUCCGCAAGGCUAAGGCUUCUCGUAAUAUGGACCCAGAUUGCAAGGAGUGGGAGCACUAUGUGGCGGCUUUUAAGUCUGGUAUGCCACCUCAUGGUGGUCUGGGUUUGGGUCUCAAUCGGCUGCUCCAGGGAUUCCUUGGUCUGGAUGAUGUCCGUGAGACUACCCUGUUCCCAAGAGAUGUGCAUAGAACCGCUCCAUAA
Penicillium cinerascens is the source of this 1935-nucleotide messenger RNA. RefSeq lists its product as uncharacterized. The transcript is spliced from 7 exons. Gene Ontology annotation, biological process: aspartyl-tRNA aminoacylation. NCBI's taxonomy places the organism in Eukaryota, Fungi, Ascomycota, Eurotiomycetes, Eurotiales, Aspergillaceae. Gene Ontology annotation, molecular function: RNA binding; ATP binding; aspartate-tRNA ligase activity. Gene Ontology annotation, cellular component: cytosol; aminoacyl-tRNA synthetase multienzyme complex; cytoplasm. The record is from RefSeq and is a predicted model, not a curated record. Bases 1 to 1935 code for a protein of 644 amino acids.